This is a messenger RNA of Eruca vesicaria subsp. sativa (arugula), 213 nucleotides long. Lineage: Eukaryota; Viridiplantae; Streptophyta; Magnoliopsida; Brassicales; Brassicaceae. The record is from the annotation of a GenBank genome assembly.
AUGGAGAUGAACAGAAUAGUUGUGUUAUCAGACAGCCUUAAAAGAGUGGAUUCAGGUGAUCUCUGGAUCUUCUUGGACAAUACGGAUACAGGGAAUCUCUCUGCGAUUACUAGAGAGAAUCAGAAACGGUUGUUUGUCUACAUUGAGAAGUUACCACUGGUGGCUCCAGAUCAAGCGUUUGCCUCUUCUCCUUACUAUUGCCAUUUGAGGUGA